Molecule: messenger RNA, 1007 nt
Organism: Balaenoptera acutorostrata (minke whale)
Lineage: Eukaryota; Metazoa; Chordata; Mammalia; Artiodactyla; Balaenopteridae
Product: suppressor of cytokine signaling 2-like
Exons: 1
Coding region: 397-993 (198 amino acids)
Biological process (GO): phosphatidylinositol phosphate biosynthetic process; intracellular signal transduction
Cellular component (GO): phosphatidylinositol 3-kinase complex
Molecular function (GO): 1-phosphatidylinositol-3-kinase regulator activity
Source: RefSeq, a predicted model, not a curated record
CCGCCGCGGCUCGCGGGCCUUGGGCUUCCCUUGAAGCAUGAGCCUUCUCGCCCGCCGCCACUGGCACUGCGCGGGCCGCGGACAGUGCGCGCCGGGGUCCCGGGCGCACAGCCUCAGGAUCCCCGUAGCAUACAGCUGGGGCGCCGGAGGAGCUCGGGCAGGGGCCCGCGGCAGGCAAACUGUGCGUGACCGCGCCUGCGGGGGAUUUUGCCAUCCGUGCACCGGGACCCGGGGAGGAAGAACCAGCGGCUCCCCAUUACCUCCCCCUCCAUUUCCAUUUCGCGGACCCCUCAGGGACUCGUUUUGGGGUUCCCACUGACUUCUAAGAAGGACGCGUGCCCCUCUCUGACCCCAGCUCGGGCGGCCACCUGUCUUUGCCGCGGUGACCCUUCUCCCAUGACCCUGCGGUGCCUCGAGCCCUCCGGGAAUGGCGCGGAAGGGACGCAGAGCCAUUGGGGGACCUCGGGGUCGGCGGAGGAGCCGUCCCCGGAGGCGGCGCGUCUGGCGAAGGCCCUGCGGGAACUUAGUGACACAGGUUGGUACUGGGGAAGUAUGACUGUUAAUGAAGCCAAAGAGAAAUUAAAAGAGGCACCAGAAGGAACUUUCUUGAUUAGAGAUAGUUCGCAUUCAGACUACCUACUAACAAUAUCUGUUAAAACAUCAGCUGGACCAACUAAUCUUCGCAUCGAAUACCAAGAUGGGAAAUUUAGAUUGGACUCUAUCAUAUGUGUCAAGUCCAAGCUUAAACAAUUUGACAGUGUGGUUCAUCUGAUCGACUACUAUGUUCAGAUGUGCAAGGAUAAGCGGACGGGCCCAGAAGCCCCCCGGAACGGCACUGUUCACCUUUAUCUGACCAAACCGCUCUACACAUCAGCACCACCUCUGCAGCAUCUCUGUAGACUCACCAUUAACAAAUGUACCGGUACCAUCUGGGGACUGCCUUUACCAACAAGACGAAAAGAUUACUUGGAAGAAUAUAAAUUCCAGGUAUAAGUGUUUCUCUUUUU